CCUGCCUGCCGCCUGCCGCCCGCCAGAGCCGUGAAGGAGCAGCAGCAGCAGCAGCAGUAGCAGCUCCGCUCGCUUCGUUCCGAGUUUCAAUUUGCGUGUGCCGUCGAAUGAAAACAAUCGCGGACGUCCGACCGCCGUGCGGAUCUCGAGACGUUCAAGCUGCGCGUGCCGCAAUCGCGUGCUUCGGUCCGGCUCCACGCUGUCGCGAUAACGCGUAGCGAUCGCGGUAGUCGUCGGUCGUCGUCGUCGUCGUCGUCGUCGUCGUCAUCGUCGUCAUUGUCGUCAUCGUCGUGGCCGUCGCGGUGUACCUAGGUGUACCUAUCGUGACGUUAACCUUAAAGAGAGCGACGGGUGCGGUGCUAGUGUUUUCCUUCCGAGGAGAUACGACGAGUAAACUCGAGUCGCCGAUACUCGAGACGAAGAGGUGUGACGGGGAAAGUGCGUAGUCAUCGAUGUGAGAGCCGAGGACGACGAGGAAGAGCAGAGGGAGCGAGUGCGAAAGGGGAGAGAGAGAGAGAGAGAGAGACACACACACACAGAGAGGACAGCGCGGAGUGGCCAAAGCGUCGCAAGCCGGGAAUUCGGACGAUCGCAGCUCCGUCAGGGAGCUCCAGGGGUGGCAACGGUUGGGAAGUAUCGAAGUUGGCGCGAGGGGUGGAGAGGUCAGCCGUGGUUUGGCUCUGGUUCUGGUGGUAGCAGCGGAAGUGAAGGCAGGGGGCGAGGAGGUGGGGUCGGGUGAGGCUGGUGAUAGUCCCAACUUCAUCAAGAGCAGACACAAAUUUCAUUCUUAUCCAUCCCCCACUUUUUAUCCAUCUCCUUUUUCGUCACUUUUCAUCUUGUCACACCGAAGUGAUAAGUUUCAACCGGAAACGCUGUCGACGGCGUGACACCGGCCUCGCGACUAGCCCUUCUCCCGUAUAUAGAGUAGACGUCAUAGACAGAAGCUACCGCCAUCCUAAAUUAUUAUAGAAAUUGCGAUUUGAGUCUCCCCGACGAGAGGAGGGAGUCCCGCCAGUGCCACGUCCCAACAUCUUGGACCCGUUAACGGGUGCUUUUAAGCCACGCACGUCACCUACCAGACAUCAUGAACGAGCUCGACAGCCUUCGUCAAGAAGCGGAGACGCUGAAGAAUGCCAUUCGGGAUGCCAGGAAAGCAGCAUGCGACACGACCUUGGCCCAGGCCACAUCGGGCAUGGAACCUAUUGGUCGUAUACAAAUGCGAACAAGACGUACGCUUCGCGGUCACUUAGCGAAAAUUUAUGCGAUGCAUUGGGGAAGUGAUUCGAGGAACCUAGUCUCUGCAUCGCAAGAUGGCAAACUAAUCGUUUGGGAUAGUUAUACCACCAAUAAGGUUCACGCGAUUCCAUUACGGUCAUCAUGGGUAAUGACUUGUGCGUACGCUCCCUCGGGUAGUUACGUGGCAUGCGGCGGGCUGGACAAUAUCUGUUCCAUCUAUAGUCUUAAAACUAGGGAAGGGAAUGUUCGAGUGAGUAGAGAACUUCCGGGUCACACUGGAUAUUUGUCCUGCUGUCGAUUCUACGACGACAACCAAAUUGUCACCAGUUCGGGCGACAUGUCUUGUGCUUUGUGGGAUAUCGAAACUGGCCAGCAGUGCACCUCGUUCAUCGGGCACACUGGCGACGUGAUGUCCUUGUCGUUGGCGCCGGAUUCACGCACCUUCGUGUCCGGUGCGUGCGACGCCAGCGCAAAGCUAUGGGACAUUCGUGAAGGUUCCUGUAAGCAAACCUUCCCGGGUCACGAGAGUGAUAUAAACGCCGUCACGUUCUUCCCGAAUGGAUACGCUUUCGCGACGGGUUCAGACGACGCGACUUGCAGACUUUUCGACAUUAGGGCGGACCAGGAACUCGCAAUGUACAGUCACGACAAUAUUAUUUGCGGCAUCACCAGCGUAGCUUUUAGCAAAAGUGGAAGAUUAUUGCUGGCAGGGUACGACGAUUUCAACUGCAAUGUUUGGGAUUCUAUGAAAACGGAGCGAGCUGGAAUUCUUGCUGGACAUGACAAUCGCGUGUCUUGUCUUGGUGUUACGGAAGAUGGUAUGGCGGUAGCGACAGGUUCCUGGGAUUCGUUUCUACGCAUUUGGAACUAACUUGGAACUCUCCCGAAGACGUUCCUUCAAAGAACCAACUACAGUCAACCAGUAUAUAGCAUAAGAAUCAAGUAUCACCAUCUGACCACUGAGCAAGUCGGCGUGCCAGCCACGACGUUGGCGAACAAACCGUCAGGUUCACCGAAGUUGACGCUGAUCAAAAAUUUUGGAUACCGGAUUAGCAACAUCAGUAGCAACAAUAACAAUUACAAUCGUAUGAAGAUCCAUAAUAACAGCGGCAACAACAAUGGUGGCGAUUUCAAGAACGUUUUGGAUUGUAUUGGUGAAAUAGAUUCCCGCAGUAAGCACAUCGCAGUUGACUUGAUCUGGCAAUACGAUAAAGUUGGCAACAAGGACCACGAAUAUCAACGUUUCUAGGAUAAAGUGACUUGAGUUGGGUCGAAUACGAAUAUAUAUUGCGACAGAGGAGCGCGCGGCGAAGGACGAGACGUAAGAUAGAGAACGAGUGCCGACAACAAGGCCGACAGUUAAAAACUCUUUGCGGCAUUGGGUGCAGACUUUCUUUUUAUCCUUCCUUUCUUCAAGGACUUUCUUCGCGAACCUUCGAGAGGCACGUGCUGUUCCAUGACUUGAUAGUUCUUUUCUCACGGGAGUACUCCCAGUUGAGGAUAUCGAAGUUCGAAGGACGGACGACAAUCUCGCGCCGACGAUCGUCAAGAGUUCCAUCUCGAACCAAGGUUCAAGCGUUCACUGCCGAAGAAACGCUGUUAACGAUUGCUCCGGCGGUUAACUACAGAUUACUUUUCCCAUGCGCGAAACGACAUCUUAUCGGGCAUGAUACGAUACGUAAUCGUAAUAUUGCAUCGUGACUCGGAGAUGAGAGACACGGCCAAACUUAUAAUAGUCUCGUAAUGACGUAUUCGAGUUUAUAUGGCGCACAUUGAACGCACAUGUGUAUCUACGGAGAUUCACGACGCGAAUUGCAUACACCUACACGUGAAAACGGAGAAACGGUGCGGAUCGUCCAACAGUCUCGAGACACAUUCAAGUCGCGCAUACUCGUUACACGAGCUUUGUCCUCGUGCACGAGCACCGAAUUUCGAACGAAAAAAAAGAGAUAUGUGUAUAUAUGUAUAUGUAUAUGUGUGUGUAUAUAUACAUAUAUAUAUGUAUAUCUGAAAAAAUGAGAUGAGAUCACUUUUCUUACAUGAUAAAAUACGCCGACUUUGCACCACACAACUAUUACUAUUAUUACGAUUACUAGCACCACGAUCCUCUCGAUUAAUUUCAUAGAUGUAUCGUUAUUUAUUUUGUAUAGACCUCUGCCAUAGGCCGCCCCGCGUUUAUUGCGAAUGCGAGAGCGACUGAACAUAUUGUAAGAGAUUGAACGAGAGAGCUGUGAAAGCGUGAAAAUGAGAGCGAGGCGCGCGGCCAAUUGUCAAUCAAAAAAAUAAAAAAUAAAAAAAACGGGAUAUGAAUCGCGCGGAUAAAUGAAAUGAAUGCUGAACGUAGUUGCUCCUUCGAUAAAUAAUUCAUCAGGACGUUGACGUUCACGGAAGAAUUACGAGAAGAUUAGGAGUGACAUACUAAAGUUCGGGAGUAAGCAGAUCGGGUUUCGUCUGCUUUUGCAUCGCGAACGCGUUACGAUCGCAUGAAAUGACGGGCCAGCGUUAAGUGUCGAAUACGUUUAAUGUAAUAUAAUCGUUUAGUUCAUAGUGUCCUUACCUUAACCCUUCUCCUCCCGCUCUCUGUCCAGUUAUCUCUGAUUACGGUAAUGGCGAGAAGGAGAGAAGAAUCAAUCCCUGACUGUCGUCUCGACGGUAUCUCUUCCCCACUGUCGAUUGAACGCCAAUCAAUCCUCGUGCACGAGGCGGGCACGUGCUCUCGUUUGAAAGAGUCGUGCUAAAAGUACCUUUGAAAUAGGACCCAAAGAAUCCCAGGUUAAUAGAAAGGGCCGCGAGACUAAACCUCUCAUUAUUAUUACCUUUUUUUAAAUACUUUUAAAUACUUUUUUAAAUACCUUUUUUUUCUUUAUCGCAUUUUGUUUAUCACGGUCUUUUUUGUAAACAUGUAAGUACGUAUUCGUAUAUUUUCGAUAGCUUUUUUUCGUUAAUUUUUACCUGUGUCCUUUUUUGCGCUAUCAUCACUUUUGUUCCUCCCCUUUCACUCCUAUCUGUUCUAUCCUUUUUUGUCAGAAAUAAAUGUUGAAACUGUGUAUGCAUUUAAAAUUAUAAUAUUAAUGAUAAUAUGCUAUUAAUAUUAACGAUGAUCGUAAUUUAUAAUUAUUAAUAUUUAAUAUAUAAGUAUAUAAGGUCGAUGGUUUUUCUUAAUAUUACAUGGUCCAAUCGCCUUCCGGUAACCACGUUCCGACAGUAUCUUUUUUUUCUUUUUUUUUUUUUUAAGAAUUUUGUACAUUCACUACAUACAUGUGUAGUUAUAUAUUGCGUGAUACGCUUUGUUUUUUAUUUGCGGUAAACAUAUAUCUUAAUUUGAUAGGAGUUGCGUGAAUCUUUAUUUUAAUGAUAAAUAAGAAAUAUAAUUUGUAUAUACGAAAAGUUGUGUAUCACAAUAAAAAUUUAUGAUAGGAUGUAUCGGUUAUUAAAAUUGGUAAAAUCGGCAAAAUGGAGGGGAAAAAAUGUGGAUUCCGGAAAGCGACUAUCGAAAAAUUUCUUUCCCAGUGGAAAAAAAAGAUUUGGCUGUGGAGCAAGCAAGCAUCAAUAUUCGACAGAUGUUAUAAUUCUCGAACACAUUCAAAUUUCGCAUAAUUGAUUCUUUUUUUACACUUAUAUAUAAACUAAUCUUGCUUAUGUAAUGCUUUAUACUUGUUAGACAUCAAACUGGCAAAAGAUCUUACUCCGUCUCGAGAGAGAAGAUCCUUGUUCCUUCGAUUCUUUGUAUUAUUAAGAAUUCUUCCAAAGUUCGAUGCGAGACCGGGCGCUCUACAUUAAAUACGAGACGAAAACGUGAGUAAAGUGUCCGCUUUUUGGUACUCUUGAUACAUCGCUUCGAAGCGAAAAAAGGAAUAAUCUUAGAGCAGAGAAUUACGAAGGAAUAGGAAAUUUUAGUGAACAAACUAAUGGAAACAGAUCUGUGCUUUUUGCAUUUCGUAAUUCCGUGGCUUCCCUAAGGAGGUAUUUUCUCCUUUUUGUACUUUGAAGCCUGGAACGAUAUGGUUUCUUACUUUUGGUACAAAUAUGAAAAAGAAAUAAUACCGACGAAUAACGCAAAAUUGAAAGUUAUUAAGUCUCUAGUCAUAAUGGCAUAUACAUGAAAAAUGAAAGACCGGCAAGUAAAAUUAUAAGCAUAAAUAAUUUUUUUUUUUGUGUGUUUUCUUGUUCGCCCAAAUAAGAUUGCGGAAGCUGAUUUUAUAACUGUUUAAUUUAUUUGUCCCUUUCGAAAAUGUAGCAUUCAUAAUAGAUUAUUUACAACGCAGGAGGAAAAAUAACGGUAUAAAAAGAGCUCUGAUGAAAUCAGCCUUUUCUUUUUCUCUCUUUUGUUGAGCUUUUAAGAUCAUAAAGAGAAUAAAAAUGUGUUUGGAAAAAAAAAUCAAAUGUGGCGUUUCCGUUAUUUUUUUUUAUCGCUUCUUCGCUUUCUGUUUCCUCCCUCCGCAAGUGACACAUUCGCGAUUAUUUUAUGGUUUCAUUAAUCCGACAUUUUCUUUGCAUUUUGAAUUUAAAGACACAUGCGUGUCUUUUUUUUUUUUUUUUUUGUAUUUAUUAAUGUGAUAAGACAGUGACCUGUUGAAACAAGAUUGUAGCGUUGGGUCCUAUUUCAAUUUCACUGGUGUAUACGCGUAUAUGUAGUUGAAAAAGGAGAUGGGAGAAAGGAGGAAAGAAAGGGAAGAAACGUGAAGAAUGUGCCGAUACUUUCGUGACUUGUUUUAUGAUGGACAACGAGGAGCCAUCGGGAAUACUGCCUCUUUCAAGUUAUGCACAAAAAAAAGAAUAAAUUACGAUAUAUAAUACGUGUAUUAUACAUAAAACACACUAAAUAAACGUGCAAGCUACUGUUAAAGUUUAAAAAAGAAAUGCGCAAGAGGACGUAACCGUGUAAAACAACUAAGACGUGGAGAGUGAAAAGUGCAUCUAUGAAGAUCGUGUGGAGAUUAUUGGUGAACAUUCGAAGGAAAAUGUACGUUCACUCGAUCACUGAAAAUUGAGUAAGGAGACGCGUCUUUACUGUUAAAUGGUAGAUAGUUACAAAGAUUUCAUCACUUUUUUAUAUAUAAAAAAUAUAUAUACGUAUAUAUAUAUAUAUAUAUAUAUAUAUAUAAAUAAUGAUAAUUAAUCACUAUUGACGGUUAGCCUAGGUCAUUCGCCUAUAGUCACUUUGCCGCAGAGGAUACUUCCACGAGGCACAUGAAUAUUCGAAUUUUAUCGUUGAUAAAUAAAUCACUCUUAUUUCUUACGAAAUAAUUACGUUAUAUCUCGUGGAUGUCCCUGUCGCAGGAUUCAUCAUUAUUUGCACGAUAGGAGGAAUUGUUUCGGAGGAGAUCUGUUGAGGGAAUACGAGGAAAUUUCGUCGAGUAGGGAUGGAUGAUCAUUGUAUUUGAAUCAGGGAUGAAUUUCAAAAUUUUUCUUUAUCCUAUAUCGAAUCAUUCAUUUCAUCUAGAUGUUUUAAAUACGAAGAGAGGUGUCUUUAUACACGUACAUGCAAUUACAUUGUUUUCUGUUAUAAUUAACUGCAUUAUCUUUCGAUAUUACAUUCUUAUUUGAACUUUUAUCGUAACAUAACGUCCAACAAUAUUGUGCAGUAGAAAAGCUUAUGCGGAAAAAAUAGUCCAGAGAUAAUUCUUUCAAGUACAAACAUUAUCUAUUUGCUUUGAUUGGUCAUUAAUAGAUCGUUUAGAUAGAAAAUAAAGGUAUCUUUUACACAUACACACACACGCAUACACAUAAUUACAUUUUUAUGCUACGUGUAUUAAGCUACGUUGGCUUUCAAUAUCUAUUUACUUAAACUUUCGCUGGAAAAUUUAUAAGAGUAAUAUGAUAUUCGAUGACAUUCCGCAAUAGUGAAGCUCACACGAAAAACAACCUAAAGAUAAUUCUUUCAAACAUAUAAAAAAAUUAUCUACUCUCGUUCGCUGGUCAUCAAAUAGGUCACCUAUGUAAAAAAAAUCGAGCAGUAGCUCGUUUAUUCGGUAAACAUGGUUAAAAGAAUGCGGAUUCGCGUAUAAUUAGGAAUCAUCUCAGAAAGCGUGAUUGUAUCUAUUUCCCUCGUCGCGGCUUCUAAAACGACGCGUAAUGAAAAUUCACGCCGAAUAGAUAGGAGCGUUAAUUAUUUUUAUUUCGAAAAUCUCUUGCGUGAUUUGCAUGUGAGUGGAAAAUGAGUACGUUAGACUCGUUUGAUUGCCUCUCUUGUGCAUUUUUCUCUGUGCAAUUUAAGAUCACGGGUACUACGAUGUAAGUUCGAAUGCGUUUCGAAGUUUUAGAUCUGCAAUAACUAGAGGUUACGAUAAAUGCUUUCUGUCGAUACUGUCGCAAAUAAAUGAACAUUAAUUACAGAUUUAGUUGCCAUCUACGUUUUGUUAUAAAGAAUUUAUUGCUUUCGAAUGCCCGAUUAAUAUGCCCAGAGAAACGUCGCAAGCCCAUAUUGAGAAGACAAUGAGCGCACGAGAAUCAUGUUUGCAUAGUGUUCGAUAUCUUUUGAAUUUCAAUGUAUCCUAAGUCGUUAUAGUUAUCGGCGAGUUUUUUUAAACACAGACACGUAAAUAUACAUAAGAGUGCAAACGCAAGUGCGAAUCCUAAGCGAAUUUACGAAUUUGAGAUACGAGCUUUUGUUACUUCAUAAUAUUAAUAGCUCGAUUCCUUCACAGCGUUUCCUAUUGACAUACGCAUUGACUCUAAUAACGAUCUGAAAUUCAAAUGAGAGAACGACAUUUUUUAUGAACUAACUUCAUCAACCAAGAUUUUAUGGUUUUGUAAGGUUUCUUUUAGACACGCGCCUUAUAUCGUCUAACGAUUUUUACGUGAUUUUAUUGUAAAUCUAGUGUUAUGAAAGUCUGGUGCAUUCGAUCUGCAAUCAUGAAGGAGAAAAGCGAGGAAUUGAUUGAAUUUGCUAUACUUUUGUGCAUUUCAACUUUUUCACGCUUCUUAACGUAACUAUCGUAAAUAUCGAUGAAUAUAAUCCUCCUUAAGAUUAAAAAUAUAUUUUAACAAGAUAGAUAAUGUCAUUCGUCAAUGAUAUUUGGAACAUAUCUUUGGAUAAAAAAUUUGGUUCAUGCAUCUUUUCGAUAUAAAAUUAAUAUUGCUUCAUCUUCUUUAUAUCCCCAGUUUUCCGCGAUGUUACAAUCACAAUCUUACUUAUAAAAUAAUUAUCAAAGUACAAAGUUUGCCAGAAUUUAUCUGCGAGAAUGCUUAUAAAUCGCGCUCUUUAACAUUAAAUAUUUAAAAAUGCAUCACUUUUAAUUAUUAAGUUACGACGAAGCUUCGUCCGAACCGGGAACAAGUAUGAGAAAAUAUAUGAUGGAAGUAAUGGCGGGAGAGGAUUUAUUUUUAUUGCAUCAGAGCAAAAGACUGACGCGUUUUUCAGUGUCAAAGUAAUUAAACGAUCUCUUGUAAUAAAAAAAUCAAGUUGCAAAAUAAAAAAAAUGGAGAUGCGACAGGUGUGACAGAAUUUCAUUGCUUUUACUUCGUGAUUGCAAAUUAGGGUAACCGGCAUUAAGUUUGCUACUGUGUCGAGGACAAUUGCUUCUUUUUUAUAUUCUCCUUUGAGGAAUAAAGUGGAUAAUAAGAAGCAUCGUUUCCUACAAAGGCGCCGUUCGAUUUUGAUAUCGACGAAACUGUACGUAUUCGACGAUGAAGUUGACGACGAUUCUACAGUAACAGGGACAAAAGAAAGAGCAAAAAAAACCGAGGGACUUUCCAAUUUUUGGAAGGAGAAACUUAGCAUGUAAGAUACUUACUGUAACGUAAACCAUAAGUCGUAAGGUGUAAGGACUGUAACGCAUCAAAUAAUCAUUAACCGUGACGGUUAACAACCAUAAAUAUGAUCGCGAUUACGAUAGUACGAGGAGAUAAACCCAAAGAAACGUGUAUGUGUCGAUGAAGCGCCGAUCAAUGGAGAUGGCGACAAGGGUCACACAUUCGCACAAAAGAAACUUAAUCCCCGAAUUGUCGCGAUUCACUCAUUCUCGAUCAUUGAUCCGCACUUGCUCGACAUAUUCGACACGGUCCGAAGAAUAACUUACAAUUAUAGGGAGCAAACGAGAAUGAGCGAGAGAGAAAAGAGGCGCACGAGAACUAAAAGUAACUACGUAAGAGUGUGAGGAGAUGAGAACAAAGAUACAAAAAAAAGAAAAAAGAAAAAACAGAACAAAAUACCAAAUUUGAUUUUUGCGUGCCUGUGCGGAGGAGCGAGGUGAUAUAUACAUGCAUAUUUAUAAAUCUAUUACUAUAAACGAUCCUAGCGGGUACGUAGUCCUUAUGUUUGUUUGGGACGAAAGAGGGAUGUACGUUCGUAUGGAUCCCUUUGCACAAAUAACGAGGUAAAGUGCGCGGAAAAACAGGAAGUGACACAGACGAAAGAAAUCGGAUGACGAAGGGGGACAGUUUCGUUUUACACGCGGUAUCACUAUAUAAAUAUAUUAUAAUAUCAUGAGCUUCUUGCCAAGUAACAAGGUGAUAGCUUCUGCGGAAAUAAGCGAUCCAAGAUCCAUCUAGGAUCUGUUUGGAAGCCAUAGAUUGACGAGAGAGGCGACACGGUAAAGAUAUAAUAUAUUUAAACGUGAUAGAGAUUACCAUUUCUUUCACGUGCGACCGGUUAUCAUUGCACAUAAUUAUGGAUUAAUUAUUAUUGCUAUUAUUAAUUACGGUUCAUCAACAAUACCGUCAUCGUCAUUAUUAUGAUUAUUAUUAUUAUUAUUAUAUAAUUGAUGUGAGUGUGGACACAAAAAUAAAGUGUACGUAGC
Molecule: messenger RNA, 9977 nt
Organism: Solenopsis invicta (red fire ant)
Lineage: Eukaryota; Metazoa; Arthropoda; Insecta; Hymenoptera; Formicidae
Gene: Gbeta13F
Product: guanine nucleotide-binding protein G(I)/G(S)/G(T) subunit beta-1
Exons: 7
Coding region: 1085-2107 (340 amino acids)
Biological process (GO): G protein-coupled receptor signaling pathway
Cellular component (GO): heterotrimeric G-protein complex; cytoplasm
Molecular function (GO): signaling receptor complex adaptor activity; protein binding
Source: RefSeq, a predicted model, not a curated record